Molecule: messenger RNA, 2409 nt
Organism: Prorocentrum cordatum
Lineage: Eukaryota; Dinophyceae; Prorocentrales; Prorocentraceae
Source: the annotation of a GenBank genome assembly
CGAACAUCUUGGAGUUGAGUGUUCUCGGAGCGGGCCGCCAAGCCGCCGCUUGGAGAGCCGAUGCCCCGGGCCCCCGAGGAGGCAUCGGAUGUGGACGUUAUCGGGCAGCAAGGGUGGCGGGCCCAAAGAUGUCCGUGUAGGUCCGUAUCCUCCGCCUCCUGGGAUCCUUGGACGUCGGUUCACCAGGCGGGUGAUAUGUGUGUAGUGUCCAGGUUCGCACUCUCCUUGUUCAUCAUCCUCUUCGUGCCCAGAGUGCUCUGGCUUUGAUUGGGGAUGGCCGCGACUUGUACACGACGUUGGCUAGUGGGGCAGGGGCGACCUUGAAUCGUUGGCCUGCCAGCUGGUCCCAGAGCAAUCUGUCGUGUCUUGGUCGAGGGCCGUCGGCUCCCAAGGUUGCGGAUAAGCAACUACGUACAGCCCGUGGUCGUUUUGGCUCCAGCCGCUCCGACGCGAACACACACGACGCACAUACAUAUUAUACACACACUGACCGAACCCGCGCGGCCGAGCUCCAUCCUCCAGCUGCAAUGGCCCCGCUCCCGCGCCUGGCCCUCCUCUCCCGCCUCGUGCUCGAGGGCGCCUCGGCGCUGGGCCUGGCCGCGGAGCAGGGGGCGUCGAGCUCCGCGGCGGAGCUCCUCGCCGCGAAGCACCUCCACGCAGGGCAGGGCGCCUCGGCGCUGCGCCUGCAGGCGGGCUCGGGAGGGCGCGCGGGCGUGCUGCAGACGCCCGAGGAGCUCGGAUUCUCCGGCGACGCCGGCGACAUGGAGAGCGACGGCGAGUCCCAGUUCGGGGAGAAUUUCUGCCUGGACAUCGGCGCGAAGGGCUUCCCGAUCCCCACACAGAAGAUGCUCCAGGCGGUCGACUGGGACGCGGCGGCGUACUUCGCGCAGCUGCAGGGGGCAGGGUACGCCGAGGACGCUCUGCAGAUGACAGGCCCCGACGCAGCCAUGCUGAAGUCGGACUGCAUGAAGGAGCGCGGUCACGGCCGAGUCAAGCACAUCUUUGUGGGCGAUUCGCAGAUGAUGUCACUCCGUAACGCGUUCCACCGCCUCAACAAGUGCCCUGAGAUCUGGUGGUCCAAGAACGACACGCGCUUCAUUGAUGACAUGAUGGUGGCAGUGCGGAGGAACGAGAAAGACGGGCCAAAAAUGAAGAGCAGGGCCCGCUUCCACUCUCACUCCCAGCAGACCCCGAAUGUUACGGAGAUGCCCCACGGCUGCACUGAGGGAGGCAUUGCAUCUUUUAUCCACUGGGACGGCUGGGUCAGCCACCAGCUGCCCGUGAAGGAGAUCAAGAGGGAGAUGGAAUUGCUUGGCGUGGAUCCUGCAGAGGGGGACACGAUUGUCGUCUGGGUUGGCUCGAACUUCAUCCCUGCAAGCCACAGGAUGUCCGCCUUGCUGGAGUCUAUCAACAAGCUCCACGAGCUGAAGGUCAAGAUGGUGUGGGACUCACCGACCUUCCAUGACGAGGUUAUCAUGGCCGCCACGACGACCUACGACGGUGGUCGCGACCCGCGCACCAACAUCCCUAUCGCUUUCAACUCCAUCCUUCAGCGGAAGCUCAAAGGGCGUAUGGGGUCGAACCAGUACCGCACCGAGAAGGAGCUCUUCCAGCAGGGCAUCGAGGUCCCCACCACGAAGCGGUGGCAGAUCUCCAACCGCUACCGUGGGCUCCAGUGCGACGGCAUCCACUCUGACAUGCGCGCCAGGGACCCCCUCUUCUUCGACAUGCCAUGCCCCAUGGGCCAGCAGAAAUACGGUCAGUCCACCUAUUGCGCUUGGGUGGAGCCUUUUAAGAAAGAGCUGAGCGGCAUGUGCCCAGUAGCCAACGGGCUGGAUGAUUUGGUGCUUCAGAGCGGGCUCUACGCCAUGUGCGCUGCGCACAAGGAGCCAUUCUGCUACAUGCACACCGAGCUCAUCCGCUGAGGUCUUGAAACUAGGGCCUCAAAGAGUGAGGGACAUGCAGUCAUGAGAUCUGAAUCGUCUGGCCACGAAACUGAUUAGAUUUGCUUUUUGCGCUCUGGCACUCCGGUGUCGCGUGCUGUUUUUACGAGUUUGGGCGCAUGACGCCAAUGCCUUCGCCCACACGAUCCUGCGCCCACGGCGUCUUGUCUGGCGAUCUUUGACUAGUUUCGCACGUGUCUGGCGUAUGGUUUGACUCUUCUUAUUUCUCCUCCAAUAUCCGCCUGUGGGUGGACAUGCCCGACCUGACCAUUGUGGGGACCCUUCUGCUGUCGUUUUGCCCCUUCGCGAAGCGCAGUUCGGCAAAAAGCAGGCCCGCCCCCCGGCGGAAAGCCAGCGAAAGUGACGAAACGCGACCCCUAAGGGACGAACAUCUUGGAGUUGAGUGUUCUCGGAGCGGGCCACCAAGCCGCCGCUUGGAGAGCCGAUGCCCCGGGCCCCCGAGGAG